GGUUCGGUUCAUGCACUCAUGUUUCAGCAGUUGUGCAUGGUAUUAGUUAUAUUUUUAUAAGGAACAAAGCUGAGAUUGCUAAAAUUUCUGAUCUGACAGGAUCGGUAUGUAGAUAGGAAUUAGGAAACUGUACAGAAAUGUCACCAUAAUUACAUUGUCUAGGAGGCACUUGCGCAUCUAUAGAGUAGUGAGUAGUGACUGGAAUUUACCCGGUAUCGCUGUUCCCCCGGGCCCUAGUGUUUGUGGAGACAAGAGAUUUGUGCUUCAUGCAUGGGUGUACACUGAACCCUAGACAUGUCCAAAUAGAGCCGCAAACAAAGCCAUCUACCAGUAACUGUAGAGCCACUGUUCUUAUUUCAUACACAUAUUGAGUACAUAAUGUGGGGCAAGAACAAUAAACCCCACAUAUAUUUUGGCAGUUCGAGAAACAUGGCAUGUGUUUCUCCUUCUGACAGUACUGGCCUCCAAGUCGUCUCUCCCACCAGCACUUCAUCUCCUGUUGUUCAAAGCUUCCUCCCACUUGCAGCGGCGAUGCACGAGCAGCAUGAGACUCACACAAGCUCCUCAGUAUGGUCUCUCUCUCUCUCUCUCUGUCUCUCUCUUCGCAGUCCCGCUUUCAGUUUAAUACUUCCUGCAUGUGACUGCCAUUUGGACCAUAGUUUGGUUUUGUCCCUAUAGGUCAGGGUCUUGGACUGGGCCGAGCACUGUGUAGAUCAGAAGAAACUCACUUCCUCUUGCCUGCCCUUUGGGUUUCUCGGUUUGCAGCUGCCACUAUUUAACACCCUAGUAGCCACUCAUUUCUUUCUCCCAUGCACAACUUGUCUUCCCUCUCUUCCAACACCACUUCUUAGUUCCUCUCCGUCCCUGUCUGCCACCACUUCUGUCUCUCAAACUUGUCUCACUCCAACCAUAAACCCUCACUGUCUUAGGCUCUCUCUGCCAAGUAUCCAAUUCCUAAGUACAUCCGAUCACUCACAUUUGCCAUAAUGUCGAGCCGUAGGUCACGGUCAAGGCAGUCUGGCUCGUCAAGGAUCACUGACGAGCAAAUCAGCGACCUUGUCUCCAAGUUGCAGGACCUCCUUCCUGAGGCGCGUCUCCGGGGCAAUGAUAGAGUGCCGUCUUCAAGGGUGUUGCAGGAGACGUGCACCUACAUCAGGAGCUUGCACCGGGAGGUGGACGACCUGAGCGAGAGGCUGUCGGAGCUGCUGGCGACCUCGGACAUGAGCAGCGCGCAGGCGGCAAUCAUCCGCAGCUUGCUGAUGUAGAGCCGGCUCCCAUGCAGUGCGCAGGCGCCUCGUCGCUGUCUUGCUGAGCGCACAAGCCUGAAUUUGAGCGUUUGUAGCCUAGGGAACGAUCUUUAAUUAGUACCGGACUUGCAGGUUACCUACUUAAUCCGCGUGUGUACGCUGUCGUCGUGUCAUCGUCUUAAUCAGGCCCAUCUUUUUUGUGUGUGUACUUAAAUCAAAGCUCGUCGUGGUUCGUGCAAAUUUUGCUCGUGUCUCA
Molecule: messenger RNA, 1503 nt
Organism: Triticum dicoccoides
Lineage: Eukaryota; Viridiplantae; Streptophyta; Magnoliopsida; Poales; Poaceae
Product: transcription factor ILI6
Exons: 2
Coding region: 987-1265 (92 amino acids)
Biological process (GO): regulation of DNA-templated transcription; regulation of growth
Molecular function (GO): protein dimerization activity
Source: RefSeq, a predicted model, not a curated record